GCCGGCGAAGCCGGAAGUAGCCUGGGGCGCGAGGAGGCCCCGGAGCCGCGGGCUGUGCGCGGCGGAGACGCGGCUGGCGUGAGGCGAAGCUUCCCAGCAAGCCGAGAUGCAGAGCACUUCUAACCACCUGUGGCUCUUGUCUGAUAUCUUAGGCCAGGGGGCCACUGCAAAUGUCUUCCGAGGAAGACAUAAGAAAACUGGUGAUUUAUAUGCUGUCAAAGUGUUCAAUAACAUAAGCUUCCUUCGCCCAGUGGAUGUUCAAAUGAGAGAGUUUGAAGUGUUAAAAAAACUCAACCACAAAAACAUUGUCAAAUUAUUUGCUAUUGAGGAGGAGACAACAACAAGACAUAAAGUACUUAUUAUGGAAUUUUGUCCCUGUGGGAGUUUAUACACUGUUUUAGAGGAGCCAUCCAAUGCCUAUGGACUACCAGAAUCAGAAUUUCUUAUCGUUUUACGAGAUGUGGUGGGUGGAAUGAAUCACCUCAGAGAGAAUGGCAUCGUGCACCGUGACAUCAAGCCGGGCAACAUCAUGCGUGUCAUAGGGGAAGAUGGGCAGUCCGUGUACAAACUCACAGACUUCGGUGCCGCAAGAGAGCUCGAGGAUGACGAGCAGUUUGUGUCUCUGUACGGCACAGAGGAGUAUCUGCACCCGGACAUGUAUGAGAGAGCAGUACUCAGAAAAGAUCAUCAGAAGAAGUACGGGGCUACAGUUGACCUGUGGAGUAUUGGAGUAACGUUUUACCAUGCAGCUACUGGGUCCCUGCCGUUCAGACCGUUUGAGGGGCCUCGGAGGAAUAAAGAAGUGAUGUAUAAAAUCAUCACUGGAAAGCCUUCUGGUGCCAUAUCUGGAGUACAGAAAGCAGAAAAUGGACCAAUUGACUGGAGUGGAGACAUGCCUGUUUCUUGUAGUCUUUCUCGGGGCCUUCAGACACUGCUUACUCCAGUCCUUGCCAACAUCCUGGAAGCCGAUCAGGAGAAGUGCUGGGGUUUUGACCAGUUCUUUGCAGAGACUAGUGACGUGCUUCAUCGGAUGGUAAUCCACGUGUUCUCACUACAGCAGAUGACAGCACAUAAGAUUUAUAUCCAUAGCUACAAUACGGCUGCUGUGUUCCAUGAACUGGUCUAUAAGCAAACCAAAAUUAUUUCUUCAAAUCAAGAACUUAUCUACGAGGGACGACGCUUAGUCCUAGAAGUUGGAAGACUAGCCCAGCAUUUUCCUAAAACCACAGAGGAAAACCCUAUCUUUGUCAUAAGCCAGGAACCCCUAAGUACUGUAGGACUGAUAUAUGAACAAAUUGCCCUACCCAAAGUACACCCACGCUAUGACUUAGAUGGUGAUGCUAGCAUGGCCAAGGCAGUGACUGGGGUUGUGUGUUACACCUGUAGAAUUGCCAGUACCUUGCUACUCUAUCAGGAAUUAAUGCGAAAGGGGAUACGGUGGUUGAUUGAAUUGGUUAAGGAUGAUUACAAUGAAACUGUUCACAAGAAGACAGAAGUUGUGAUCACGUUGGAUUUCUGCAUCAGAAACAUUGAAAAGACUGUGAAAGUAUAUGAAAAGUUGAUGAAAGUCAACCUAGAAACAGCAGAGUUGGGUGAAAUUUCAGACAUACAUACCAAAUUGUUGAGACUUUCCAGUUCUCAGGGAACCAUAGAAAGCAGUCUUCAGGACAUCAACAGCAGGUUGUCUCCUGGGGGCCAGCUGGCUGACACCUGGGUGCAUCAGGAAGGCACUCGUCCAGGAGACAGAAAUGUGGAAAAACUGCAAGUCCUGUUGAAUUGCAUCACGGAGAUUUACUAUCAGUUCAAAAAAGACAAGGCAGAACGGAGACUAGCUUAUAACGAAGAACAGAUCCACAAAUUUGAUAAACAAAAACUGUAUCACCAUGCAACAAAAGCAAUGGCCCACUUCACAGAAGAGUGUGUUAAAAAGUAUGAAGCGUUCCUGGAUACGGCGGACGAGUGGAUGCGGAAGAUGCAUCUCCUCAGGAAGCAGCUGUUAUCUCUAAACAGUCAGUGCUUUGACAUCGAAGAGGAAGUGUCCAAAUAUCAAGACUAUGCUAACAAGUUACAAGAAACUCUGCCUCAGAAGAUACUUGCAGCCUCGAGUGGGGUCAAGCACGCCAUGGCCCCUGUUUACCCCAGUUCUAGCACUUUAGUGGAGAUGACUCUCGGUAUGAAGAAACUAAAGGAAGAGAUGGAAGGCGUGGUUAAGGAGCUGGCUGAGAACAAUCACAUUUUAGAACGGUUUGGGGCUUUAACAAUGGACGGUGGCCUCCGCAACGUGGACUGUCUUUAGCUUUCCGGGGACUCUGGGAAGUUGUAGUUUGCACAAGAAGCUAACACUGGGACACGCGAUGAACUCCUUUAUAGGUGGUUCUUAUUUCUACAAUUCAGUAUUUGAUGAGGUCAUGUAAAUAUGUACAGUUUGUAAAUACAUAAAAAUACAUAUAUAUAUAUAAAUUUUUGGCUGCUGUUGAGAUGUAAUUUUUGCCUUUUAACAUUUGUAAGUACACAAGGCAGAUGACCUCAGUGAGCUGUAGAAGAAAGCCAUGACCAGCCGAUGCUUUGGGAUGCUGUCCCCAAGUCUUCAAGCGAGGCUGGAGAAAUCUAUUGCUCAGUGCCUAAGAAAGUAUUUUUUAAAUCAGCAUCCUUAAAAAUCAGAAAGGACUGAUAGUUGACACCUUUGUGAAUGGUGGGUAACUGGCUUUUGUGAUGGGGAACAGAGCCGACCCACUGUUGAGCAGGGUUAGCCCCGGUGACAAGGAUGAAGUGGCAUUAUUUCAUUUUACGAGGCGCCCAGAUUUCAGUUCCCCUCCCGUGUCUAAUUCCAGGUGAAUUAUUGAGCAAAAAAUUUGAAGUGAACUCAUUGUCUAAACUAUUCAUUUUCCUUUGUUCAUAAAUCUGUAAUUGUCAUUCAGAUUGUAGUAUCAUUUCAAUUGUUUUAAGCUGUAUAUUUCUGUACUUUAAUUCUGCUAACUAUUUCAUGAAAUAUUCUGCUUACUAUUUCAUGAAAAAAUAAAUUUCUCAAUUUUAAUGUAAGAA
Messenger RNA from Phodopus roborovskii (desert hamster), 3042 nucleotides. RefSeq names its product TANK binding kinase 1 (gene Tbk1). Bases 107 to 2296 code for a protein of 729 amino acids. Gene Ontology annotation, molecular function: protein serine/threonine kinase activity; ATP binding. The transcript is spliced from 21 exons. Gene Ontology annotation, biological process: peptidyl-serine phosphorylation. Gene Ontology annotation, cellular component: cytoplasm. The record is from RefSeq and is a predicted model, not a curated record. NCBI's taxonomy places the organism in Eukaryota, Metazoa, Chordata, Mammalia, Rodentia, Cricetidae.